UUAAACAAAAACGGUGGCGUUUCGUGAAUCGUAAAGUUCUCUCCUUUAGGUCUUUCAUCUCUCUCUGUCUCGUCACGGCGACUCACUGUGGAGUUUGGAUAUUCAGACAAAAUCUCGAAGCUUUCACGACAAAGCUUUCAAAUUUGGUCAUCAUGACGGAGUAUAAGGAGGAACAGGAGAUGGAGAUUGAAGCUCUUGAAUCUAUACUUGCCGAUGACUUCAAAGAGAUUCACACUGGCGAAAGUGGGCUUAACACUUCGAAUCGAUGCUUUCAGAUUACAGUCACUCCUCAGGAUGAUGAUCUAGAUGAGUCAUCAUCAAUCCCACCAGUUCAGCUUGGUUUGGUUUUCUCGCACACAGAGAAUUACCCAGAUGAGGCACCUCUCUUGGAUGUUAAAAGUAUUAGAGGAAUCCAUGUUGGUGACCUCACCAUCUUAAAAGAGAAGCUUGAACAAGAGGCGACUGAAAAUCUUGGUAUGGCAAUGAUGUAUACAUUGGUCUCAUCAGCAAAGGACUGGUUGUCUGAACAUUAUGGGCAAGAUGAUGGGGCUGACUAUGCUGAGGAAGAAGCCGCCAAAGAGGAUGAGGUAAUUGUUCCUCAUGGAGAACCUGUUACUCUGGAGACAUUUGUGGCAUGGAGAGAGAGAUAUGAGGCAGAGCUUGCACUUGAGCGAGCCAAACUGAUGCCAGAGUCUGCUCUUACGGCACCCAAGGAGAAGAAGCUUACAGGAAGACAGUGGUUCGAGAGUGGCAAAGCGAGAGGAGUAGUGGUCACUGCUGAUCAAGAAUCUGAGGAGGAAGAUGAUGAAGACAUUGACUUUGAAGACGAUGACUUUGAAGAUGAUGAAGAAGACAUGCUUGAGCACUAUUUGGCUGAGAAAUCUGAUGCUUCUGCUCCCACAUCAAGGGCCUGAAGCUAGGGAGGAGCCUUAUUAUACUGAGUUUUAAAGCUCUUUUCUGGAUAGAGAUCAGGAUGCAAGAGACUGGCCUUACAUUGAGUAGCAUUCAGUCUCCACAUCCACAGUUUUCCCAGCUUUGAUCUGCUCAAGAGUACUGGAGAUUUACAUUUGUCUUUUAUCUUAUAUUAAUCACCUUCACCUUCUGUUCGUUUAUAAGAACAAAUUAUAAGAGAAUGUCGCCGAGUUCGUAACUUCUUUUGUUUAUGAUCAAAUCUCAAAAGACAAUUAAUUAAA
This is a messenger RNA of Raphanus sativus (radish), 1193 nucleotides long. RefSeq lists its product as uncharacterized. The transcript is spliced from 11 exons. The record is from RefSeq and is a predicted model, not a curated record. Bases 153 to 914 code for a protein of 253 amino acids. Lineage: Eukaryota; Viridiplantae; Streptophyta; Magnoliopsida; Brassicales; Brassicaceae. Gene Ontology annotation, molecular function: protein binding. Gene Ontology annotation, biological process: cytoplasmic translation.